GCUGAGGAGCAGCGGGCUGUGGCGCCAAAUUCAAAACAAAUCCUGGACAAACCUGAAUUAAAGCAGAGUAUAAAUGUUACUGACUGUGUAACUUGUAGCUUUUUACUGUGAAAAUUGGCAAUGCACUCUGGCCCAUCUGCACUAAAUACAACCAACUUGGAUGAGUCCACCUCCAGUUCUGAUGCAGCAGAUGUUUUAAUACGCUCAACUAAGGUGGCUUUGGAGCAGGACAGACAGACAGACGAGCAUAAAGGCAUGGAGUCAGCGUUAUCCUGCCGCAGUAAUGUUAAUAUUCAUGUCAGGAGACUGUCAGAUUCUGCGCAUAGUCCAUGUUUGUUUGAAACCUCUGAACAAGGAAUAACAAAGCAAGUGGUUCCACCUGUACUUCAUGUAAAUUUAUCUACAGGAUCAGAAAAGCAACAUCAUAUGAAAUCCGAUCAAGAUCUUGGGUUUUCCAGGAGAAGUGAUGUUUCUAGAGGAGGCAGAAAUGAAGUCAAAACACCAGGUAUCCGAACACUGGACAGUAAACAAAAAGAUCAAGAUGUGUUCAUAUCGAGAUACUCUGGUCACGGGAGAGGUGCUGUUGCUGCUGCGCUAAAGCAGAGAUCUCACAGUGUAGCAGCAAGACGAGAGGUGAAGGUUCAUUUGCUGGAUUCAGGGCUUUCACAGAGCAGCCAAUUGCAAGUUCCUGAUGUGCAGCCGAACACUGCUUCACUAUCAGGAGACGCUGGCACUGCUACAAAUGUGGCAGCUAUUACAGCUGCUGCCAUUGCUGCCACAGCUCCACUGAUUAAGGCUCAAAGUGAGAUAGAGGCUCGAGUGGCUCAGGUGGCAUCUGAGUUACGGCGCCUCCAGGAGGCUGAGGGCAGAAUGAACAGAGCAUCAGAAAGCAGGUUGGGAGGUGCCCCAGACAGAGUGGCACAGCUGGAGGAGCAGCUGACUGUGCUGACCCAGCAGAGACUUCAGCAUCUGGAAAGAAUCCAAGGCCAGCAACUUGAUCUGCAGAAUCGUCUCCUGGGGUCUGCACUGAAUGUUGUGACAUCACACAGCAACCCACCGAGACAAUCCACACUUCAUGGCGACUCCAUUCCGACUGAGUCUGUACAGAAACCAGGUGUUAAGCUCACUGUUGUGGACAAAGCUGCUGGAGAUGCUGGUUCUACAGGUGUUCAAGAACAGAGGAAAGAUACACCAAGAGGAAGAGAAAAAUGUCCACUGGAGACACCAGCACCCCGUAGAGUCAUUCCCAAGCCCACCUGUUGGAAUUGUACAGCCCACAGCAGCCAGCAGAGCAGCACCAAGGCACACAAAGCUCCCAAGAAAUACCACGGAAAUGGCAGGCUCUGGGACCAGAUCUCUAACAACCAGAAAUCUACAAGAUGGCCAGCACGGUCCGAUGGAGUAAAGAGGGUUGCCAUAGCAACAGUCAAUGACAGCCAACCAGAGCAUUUCAGAGAAAACCCUGAAGAAAUCUCCAGCGUUCCCACUGGAAGGGGUAAAGCAGAGAGCCCAGCUGGAUUGUCUACUGAACUCGCCAGCAAGCAGCAUAGCCAAGGAAGCCUAAAGGAUGGACCAACGUCUCUGACCAAUGGGUCUCCAGACAGCUUGAGCUCAGCUGUGCAUCAGGCUAAUGCAAUGCUGCAGGAUCUGAGCAGACUUAAAGAUGAAAUGAAAACCUUGAUCCAGACUGCUGAUGCGUUUCCUGUAAGGCGUGCCGAGCCGAGCCACUUCACACCCCCCGAACCUGUCUCUGCUCCAUCGCCACCCCCGGUCUCCAUGCCAUCAAAGCAGGGUGAUGAGGCUGUUUCCAAGGCUAUUCCUCAGUCCACACAUAACACUCUUCAGAAGACACAUCCACCUGCCUCCAUGUUUGAGGAUGCAGAGCACGUCCUGAGGCAGGUCCGACAUAACCGGCAGGUUCUGGAGGAAAACCUGCAGACCAUUUUGAGAGCCAAGGAUGGAGAGGUGCUUCAUAUACAAUUAGAAGCACUGGCUAACAACAGGGACAUCAGUAAGGAGCUGAGAAUAAAGAAGACCGUUGAUGCUUGGAUAAACACACUGAGCAAGGAGAUUCAGGCUGAGCUGGCUGAACAGGCCUCCACUGUUCAGACAAAGACUGUGGAGAGAGAUAGCGUAGUAGCAGGCAGCUCAGCGCAGCAGGACCUGAGCAGCAGGAACCGGAGCACAGCUGGGAAAGAGCAAAAAGGAGCCAGUGCAGCAGCAAAAAGAAAGCCUUCUCAAAAAGACUCCAGUAGACGUCAGACACUGAGCACACAGGCAGCCAGCCAGAAGCUUGUGCCAUCUUUCAGAAGCAGCACUGAGCAGAACCCACAGGCGUCGGUAGUUUUGAAGUCUGAGGAUGAUGAGGCUUACCUGGCGAAGGUUUACGGGAAGGCUCUGUAUGAGGGCCAACGACGUACAAUGAAGAAAGGCCCUUACCUCAGAUUCGGCUCUCCCACACCAAAGUCCAAAGUUCAGCGUCCUAAAGUGAUUGAGAGUGUUAAAGGUGUAAAGGUUAAGUCCUGCAAGACCCAGACCUAUGAUUCUGCUGGAUGUGCUGCGACCUCACUGCAGCAGCCUUCAGUUUCUAAACCUCAGUAUCUGUUCAGUCCUAGUGACCCUGUCCUGCAGCAGCAGCAGCAGCAGCCAGGUCUCCCAUUACAGGGUUACCUCAUCCCCAUGGCUAUACCUCUGGGUAAGCCCAGAGUUGACAGCCAGGCUCCUUUGCCCUCCCGGGUCAUCAUUAGUGACAAGCCUGCGAUCGUGACAACUUCAUACCCUUCAGCCCCAUAUUCUGCCACAAAAAUUACUCCUGGCAUCCGUAAACCCAACACUGUUCUGCUGGAAGUGCACUGUGAGCAGGAGCGACCGGCCCCAAACCUCCAAAUACAGGUUCAGCCCAGCGUGAACAUUGACAGUAUAACAGCCCCGGGCUCGUCUCCUCCUCCAUCUCCAUCCACAUCUCCCGUCCUUCCUCCUGCAUCCUUUCAGACUGGAGCAGAUGCCCACACACUCAAUGAAGUGGUUGAGGACAAUGCCCUUCCUGGAACCAGUUUCUUGGAGGCGACAGACACUAACCAGGAGCCUGAAUUAGAAGAAGAAUUUCCUGCUGCUCUUAUAGAGCUGAAUGGGGUGCCGUCACCUCCAGCCACUCUUUAUCAUGGCCCUGCAUUUCCAACACAGCCAAAACACCCUGAACCCCUGACCCAGCCUGUCCUUAAUACCAUCCAGCAGAGAGAGACCCUGGAGAACAGGCUCGUUGACUGGGUGGAGCAGCAGCUCAUGGCACGAGUGAUCAACGGGAUGUUGCCUCAGCCACUCCAGACUGAUCCAGCAAACGAAUCAGAACCAGAGAACAGUGUGACCUCAGAUAUAGUGGAGGCGGCAGGAGGUGGAGGCCUGCAGCUGUUUGUGGACGCUGGGACGCCAGUGGACUCUGAGCUCAUCAGGCAGUGUGUGAAUGAGGUGCUGGCUGACAUCAUCGCUGUAACGCUGGGUCAGAGAGAGGCGCCAAGAGAGAAUUCUGCUCCAGUCCCAAAACAGAUUACACAUACUCAGGAGGAGAGUCCAGUGCCGACGCCAGUGCCCACUCCCGAGCCCAGUGAGAAAGGGAGUCCUCUAGCACAGAGAGAGGCGCCGUCUCCGGUCAGCACUCCUGAUAUCUCAGAGCAUCCGUCUCCCGCUCAGUCACCCAGAGACGCUCAGCCUGCACAACCUCAGCUGCCAACUCUUCCAGAACCAGAGAAAGAUCCAGUGGAAACACCUAUAUCCACCCCUCUUUCAUCCCCCGUUCGGAUAGUGACACCAGAGCCGACAAGCCUGCACAACAACCCGUGGGGAGAUGCUGAACUUCCUCUUAAUGAGGAGAAACCACACAGUGAGGAAGAGGUGCAGCAACCACUACCAGUUGUAUUCUCAGUAGCCUGUGUGGAGGAGGAGGAGGAAGAGGAAGUGGCAGCCAUCUCUCCAGUUCCAUCCAAAACACAGAACCCACCAACUGGUGCGGAAGAGUCUAAACCUCUUCCUCCUGAGUCUCCGUCUGGGAGGGAAAGCAGCACUCAGUCCAGCUCCACCAUCACAGAGACGGAGACAGCAGCCAGACACAUCUCUGAGGGAGAACUGCUUCUCAGCUGCGGCCAGAUGGCUGCAGUCAGAGCUUUGGAAGAAGAGGGCUUCACUCUGCCCAACAUGAUGAUGAGUUUUAACAGUUCACUUCAUGGAGUCCAAGAUAUGGACUAUGACCCACCUAGUGAGGGUGAGGUGAUUAGAAGAGGUCUUGUCCCUGCCCAUCGUGACCCAAUCCUCUCCCUGCUGGCCAGGAUGGAACAGAGUCCAGUCAGCCAAAUACAGCAACCAGAGAGAUGGUGGGAUGAGGACAGCAGUGGCGAGCUAAGCGAGGGACAGCGGCCAGUUCUGACUGAAGCACAGGAGAGAGUGGUGGUUGGACAUUCUCGCAUCCUGCAGCAUCUGUCCAACCAGCCCACUGUAGAACCAUCAUCUUACACUGAUUUGAGUUCGCCUGGGCAAAUACCCACUAAACACACAGGUGUGAGCAGUGCAGUGGUUAAUGAGGCUGGGCUGUCAAUAAAAUCCCGACUGCCGGAGGAACGAACAGAGACUUCACGUGUUCUUCACUCAUUUACUGCAUCUCCCUCUCAGCCGGGAGAGUCUGCACCACAACAGGCUGAGGAGACUCCACAGUUAAUAGACAGAGCAGCUCCAAUACUGGUGAAGCAAUAUCAAGACAUAAAGCCAGCAUUCCUCCACCAGAGAAGGUCCUCAGAUGACACAGAUGCAUUCUUUGACAUGGAUAAAGGAUCUGAAGUUCCCACCCACGCUGGAGGAAACUUGAGUCAGAUGUCAGUCCAAUUGCUUCCUGUCCAAAACGAUGGUCAGUCUCUCUCUCUCAGCACUAUAGAAGGAGAUUCAGACUCAGUCAGUGAUGUGUUCUAGUGUCUGUGGAGCUGUGCUUCAUCUUUGCAGAUUUUAGUGGACAAGACCCAGGUAAAUCUUGGUCUACCUGGCGGAUGAGGUGAAUUAUUUAUAAAGGAAUCAGAUUGUCUUGUGGUUAGAAUGAGUGAUUUUAUUGUUAAUUGUAGUGCCUUAUCAGCUUAAAUUAGUGAAAUCAACAUUGUCUACCUGAAUGUAGGGUUUUAUACAUUUAGACAGGUUUAACUGUGUGCUAAUAGACUAUUCAUGAAUUGUAAACACUGAAUUCAGGGAGUAUAUGUGUUGUUUUGCCUGA
Trichomycterus rosablanca is the source of this 5245-nucleotide messenger RNA. RefSeq names its product KIAA0586 ortholog. The transcript is spliced from 33 exons. Gene Ontology annotation, biological process: smoothened signaling pathway. Bases 121 to 4953 code for a protein of 1610 amino acids. Gene Ontology annotation, cellular component: ciliary basal body; centriole. Lineage: Eukaryota; Metazoa; Chordata; Actinopteri; Siluriformes; Trichomycteridae. The record is from RefSeq and is a predicted model, not a curated record.